AAGAAGCUCUGCGCAAGACUCCUGCAUAACGCCCACUCGAUUAGGCCUAACUACCAAUUGGCCUGGAGCCUCUUCCCCUCAAGAUGGCACACGCGCGCCUUAUCCGACCGCCGACCUGUCUCGACUGCCUGCGCCGUCUCGUCCACCCCGCCCCGGCAUCGCCCCCCUCGUUUCUAUCUCUGCAGACUCGAGGCGCUAGGUCGUCGACGAAGGCCGAGGAGGAAGACUUGCAGGGUAUUCCCGUGCGUCUGCUACAGGACAUCCAAGGGUUCGGUCGGAGGGAUGCCAUCAUCCGAGUCAAACCCGGCCGCAUGCGCAACUACUGGUUCCCCAAGGCGCAGGCCGAGUACAUGACGCACCAGCGCUUCAAAGAGCUCGGUCUUACUGAGGCUGCCAUUGGUGUGCGCGACCGAUCCUUCGGCACCAAGCUCCUAGUCGAAUCUGAAGGUGUGCUCGCUGAGGAGAGGCCCAAAGAGACCUGGAAGAGCAAGAAGGAUACCUUGACGCUACCGCCCGAGGAAACCCUCACCCUCCUCGAAACCGUCCUCCCUCCCAUCUUAACCUUCGCCCGCAAGCCCAUCCCUACCGUUUCCGCGCCUCUAUCCAGCGAACACAAACCGACCCCCACUCCUCGAUCACCACUCCUCGCCCCCAACGCCGCAACAUCUAUAGGCCCCGUUGCCGAAGACUCGACCCCACCCUCGGCAGACGAGGCAGCGUCGGUAGGCAUCUUCGGUUCCGUGUCCGUAAGCGACAUCGUAGCCUUGAUACGAGAAAAGCUAUUAGAAGCAGACCCAGCGCAGGGCGGGCGCGUGGCACUCGAGGCCGACGGCGUGCAGAUCCAGGGUCUGGAGGGCGAAGACCGCAUCAAACACCUCGGCACCUUUGAGGUUCUGAUCUUCGCCGGAAAAGACCUGGAGCCUUUGGUGCGGCAGGUUGAAGUCGUGCCAGAGGAGUAAAUACCGACGAUAUGUCAAUUGUUGUGACAUUACCGUGGGAUAACCAGCUUCGACAUGUCUAUGUAGACCGAGGAAAGUCGAAAGUCGGCGAAAGCGGAGUAUCUACUACGUGGUAGCGAAUUAGCACGGCACUCCUAUACGCAUGAAUUUACAUAGCACGUGUAUGAUAUACCAAUCAGCUAGGGUAGCUGAGCUAACACUACAUAUGCACGUACGUCAACAGAUUUGGAGUCGUGUAUCAAUAUAUACAGUGCCCAUCUUGAAGCCUUUUAAAAGUUUGAUCUUUCGUAUAUCGGCCUAGGAUGGUUAACUAGCUCUCCAAACCGACACACGUAUUUUUCUAAGGUUGAAUUGUUACUACAAGAAAAGGCAGCAGGGAGGACGUAGAUGAAGGCAAUGGCCGAUAG
This is a messenger RNA of Daldinia decipiens, 1366 nucleotides long. RefSeq lists its product as uncharacterized. The coding region runs from base 84 to 959 and encodes 291 amino acids. Gene Ontology annotation, cellular component: ribosome; mitochondrion. Gene Ontology annotation, molecular function: structural constituent of ribosome. Gene Ontology annotation, biological process: translation. The record is from RefSeq and is a predicted model, not a curated record. NCBI's taxonomy places the organism in Eukaryota, Fungi, Ascomycota, Sordariomycetes, Xylariales, Hypoxylaceae. The transcript has 3 exons.